This is a messenger RNA of Cadophora gregata, 876 nucleotides long. RefSeq lists its product as uncharacterized. Gene Ontology annotation, molecular function: DNA-binding transcription factor activity. The transcript has 3 exons. Lineage: Eukaryota; Fungi; Ascomycota; Leotiomycetes; Helotiales; Ploettnerulaceae. The record is from RefSeq and is a predicted model, not a curated record. The coding region runs from base 1 to 876 and encodes 291 amino acids. Gene Ontology annotation, biological process: negative regulation of DNA-templated transcription.
AUGAGUAAUGAAAUCGCCGCCUUCGAAAAUGAGAUCAGAGAGUAUAGGUUACAGCUGGAAACGGUUCAACUGGGUCUACAAGCUGAUCCGGACAGCGCAGAGCUUCAGGAAUUAAAGACUGAACUCGAACAAGUCAUCUCCCUCACCGAAGCAACGAUCGCAGAGCUAAAGCCCCCUUCAGCCCCAGUAGAAGUAUCGAAGAAGACACAAGAUCCGCCAACGAAGGAGAAAUGGUCCAGAGAAAAUCACCCUGCUUUCAAGAAGUCAAAUGCGCCCACGCCGACCGAAGAAGCCGAUAACCCAACGACUUUCAAAGUGAACGAUACAGUGAUGGCAAAAUGGCAUUCUGGCGAUAAAGGAUUCUAUCCAGCACGAAUCACUUCAAUUACAGGUUCUUCUACGAACCAGGUUUACAUUGUCAAGUUCAAAAGUUAUGACUCGACAGAAACCCUGAGAGCCAAGGAUAUCAAACCCAUGAUCAAUCCAAACAAGCGUAAAGCUGAUGGCACACCAGUUGUUGCUUCAUUACCAUCUCCCCCGGUCAACACGAACGUCAUAUCGGCUGCAGCAGAUAUCAACCCAGAGCUUGCACAUCAGACCAAGCGUGAGCCAAGUAAGGUCAGUGAUGGUCCCGUUCGACCUGCAAAAGUUCCCAAGAAGAUCAAGGCAAACAAAGAAUUGGAAGCUGGCAAAUCAAAGUGGCAGGACUUUGCGGCCAAGGGCAAGUUUGGGAAGGCUACGAAGAAAGACAGCAUGUUCCGCACGCCAGACGGCGUUAAUGGUAGAGUUGGUUUCACAGGCUCUGGCCAGAGUAUGAGAAAAGACCCAACCCGCAGUCGUCACAUCUACCAGACCAACGGAGACGAGGAGUUCUAG